Molecule: messenger RNA, 5370 nt
Organism: Salarias fasciatus (jewelled blenny)
Lineage: Eukaryota; Metazoa; Chordata; Actinopteri; Blenniiformes; Blenniidae
Product: PHD finger protein 12
Exons: 15
Coding region: 628-3654 (1008 amino acids)
Biological process (GO): negative regulation of transcription by RNA polymerase II
Cellular component (GO): Sin3-type complex; nucleus
Molecular function (GO): protein binding; transcription corepressor activity
Source: RefSeq, a predicted model, not a curated record
CUCCGGGCCCUUCGCGGUUGCGCCAACAGCUAGAGGCUAGUAGCAAAGCUUUUUGACAACAAUAACAUCCAGCACAUCUGCAUUUCUACCUGCCCGAUCACAGGACCUGACAUCCAGACAAGCACGAGGAGCUGUGCUUGGGACUGCAUCGCGCCCUGUGAGUGUCUUGUGCUGGGGAUGUGAGCGAAGAAGUCUGCGGGUCUGCACGGCUCUUUUCUGCAGGAGCACAAACAACAACCAUGGCUGGCCAGCUAGGCCGCGGCUGGAUUUGCCAGCGAGAAACAGCCAUUUGUUGAUAUAAAAUACUGGAUGCGAUCUCUGUUUGCUUUGAGAAAGUGGAGCUGAGACGCGAACCUUUAGAUUUCACUCUUCUUCUUUGGAGUAUGUUGUUCUUUCGGGGCAUCACAGGACGUCGCUGAGCCGCUAGCUUCUCAACCUUGACUGGUUGACAGCUUGCCAUCGUAGCUAGCUGCGUUAGCCUGCUAACUGUAGUUAGCCACUGGUUUGCUCGACCAGACAUCCUGAUAAAAAGAACUGCAAGGGGAACUUUUUCUCGCAGGAGCGAAACAAAAACUGUGCCCGGCAUCAAUUUUACAGUGAAUUUAUUUCGCAGCGUUUGUUGAAUGAAUGUGGGACAAAAUGGAGACCCCGACGAUUGUGUACGAUCUGGAUACCUCUGGGGGAUUAAUGGAGCAAAUCCAAUCCCUGCUGGCACCUCCGAAGUCUGAAGAAGUUGAGAAAAGGAGUCGGAAGUUGGUCAGAGAUGUCAGGAGGAGCGGCCGAGCCACAAAUCAUGACACCUGCGACAGCUGCCGUGAAGGGGGAGACUUGUUGUGCUGUGACCACUGCCCUGCAGCCUUCCACCUCCAGUGCUGUAACCCACCUUUGAGUGAAGAAAUGCUUCCCCCAGGAGAGUGGAUGUGCCAUCGCUGCAAUGUUCGGAAACAGAAGCGAGACCAGAAGUCAGAACAGACCAAUGGUCUACCUGACAAGUCGUCGUCUAAGCGCUGUGCAUCUCCAGCUGUUGAGCUGGAACUCAACACAGGCCCGCUGAGACUCGACGGGUUGCCUCCAGGAGCCGGAGCAGCAGGGCCCGGUCUGCGGGUAGCACAGGUACGCCUCUUAGACCGCAGGACCAGCAGCAGACCGAGCAGCCGGCCGGGGACUCCAACCUCCAACACUUCAUCCACACCCACCCUGUCAGAGGAUCAGAACGACGGCGAGGAAGACACAGCUGAGCCGGAGGACGAUAUUCAGGGUGGAGAAGUAGACAGUCCUGUGCUGUCUGCACCUCCACGCCUCCUCAAAAGGCCUUUUCAGCUUCUCAUAGCAGCUGCCAUGGAGAGAAAUCCCACACAGUUCCAGCUGCCCAGCGAGCUCACUUGCACCACUGCACUACCAGGCAGCAGUAAGCGGAGAAGAAAAGAGGAGCUGCUCGGGAAGCCAUUCAGAAGGCCUCAGCAUGAGUUAGAUCCCAACGGUCUUGUUCCUCUGCCAGUUAAAGUCUGUUUUACAUGCAACAGGAGUUGCAGGUUGGCUCCCCUGAUCCAAUGUGAUUACUGCCCCCUUCUGUUCCACAUGGACUGUCUUGACCCCCCACUCACAGCUUACCCAGCUGGAAAAUGGAUGUGUCCAAACCAUGUGGAGCACAUAGUGCUGAAUCAGAGGACUCUGAGCCUGUCCAGCCGCUGUCAGCUUUUUGAUCAGUUCCAGGACCGAAUGUCUCAACAUGCCGUCAAAUUGCACUUCCUGCGAACAGUCCAUCGUCAGAACACUCCUAACCGGCGAAGCACACACCCACAGAGCAAGAAGAGCAUCAAGGUGCCUGAUGCCAUCAAAGCACAGUACCAGAAUCCUCCCUCCAUUCUGCUUCCUGCUGGGGUUCGUCAGUUGGAACUUGUUUGUGGUGGAAUUCCUGACUCUCCACCCUCAAAGCACCUCACCACAGAGGCAGAACAGCAGGAGUGGCUUAAGGAUGUCAUCACACUGCAGUGCAGCAUCAUGCGACAUCUGUGUAUCAAACACAAGAGCAUGUCCCCCGAACCAUCAGCAGAGUCCGACUCCAGCAAACCAUGUGUGACACCGGAAGACACUAAAGUGCACACCUCUUUGGAAAGGACUUCACCAGAAGCCUGCUUCAAACCCUGCAAUACAACUGAUGAGCCUCAGAUGGCUUCUCUUUCCAGGGACCACUCCAUAGAGCUGGAUGGAUGUGAAUGCAACAUGACACCAUGUCAGAACUGUCGAAAACCUAACGGACCUCUAGUAGGAGUUAAGGUUUCAAAAGCCAACGGGUCUGUAGACUGUAAGAGUGCUUUAGACUCCUCCAGGCAGGCUGAGCUGCAGCACAGACUCCAUCCUGCUGCUGCACCUUCAGGCAGUGCUCCUCCCUCCAGCCUGCUCAAUCACAUUGGAGCAGAAGUGGUCAAAAAGGAGCCCGACAACACAGCAGAGCCCUGUCUCCAAAAAAACUGCUCCACUUCUUCCAUGGUAUGGUCCCUCAGCAGCCAAAAAAACCACGACAGCAGCAACGAUGCAAAGCUGUUUCACUCUCCCACCAGCACUUCUGUAUCGGACAUUCUUCCUAAAGAGCCGCAGGAGCUGUCCACGUCCAAACAUGACUCUUCUCCUCAAGAAACAAAGACCAGACCUGUACAGAUAGACUCUCUGGUGCCUGCUGCCUCCUCGUCACUCGUCGACCUGUCCAGCUGCAUCAAGGAUGGAAAAGAAGAUGCUGGGAUUGAGCUGGAUAAACUGGACACGGAGAUGAUCAAACUGCUGGCCUAUCAGAGGAUUAAACAGCUGUUCCCUCCCCAAGUGCAGAGCACUCCGUCUCUCCCCUCUCCUACUGCAGUCCCCAGAACGUGCCCAUCCACCCCUGACACUCAGAAGAAGGUGCAGGCCCGAGCCGUCUUCUACCCUCUGACAGGAAAAGGAGGAGCUGUCAACAUGUGUUACAGGACACUAUACCUGGGCUCUGGUGCUGACAUGGACGUGUGCCUUACAAACUAUGGUCACUGCAACUACAUAUCGGGAAAACACGCCUGUAUUUUCUACGAUGAGAAUACCAAACAUUACGAACUGCUUAACUACAGUGAGCACGGCACUACAGUGGACAACGUGCUGUACUCCUGUGACUUCUCUGAGAAGGCCUCUCCUUCUCCACCCAGUUGCCUCGUGGCUAAAGUUCAAGGCAUCGUCCGACGCAGUAAAAGGCGUGAGGAGGACAACAGCUGUCUGAGCUCCAUGGUGGGGCUGUUACCAGCCGGUGGAGUGAUGAGCAGCCAGUGUCGGGGUGCCGCUGAACAGACGUGCAGCUGCAAGGCCAGCAGCUCCAGCCUGAUCGGAGGCAGCGGGGCAGGUUGGGAGGGCACGGCCCUGUUGCACCAUGGGAGCUACAUCAAGCUGGGCUGCCUCCAGUUUGUCUUCAGCAUCACUGAAUUUGCCAGUAAGCAACCCAAAGAGGAGCACGUUAGCACACGGAUUACUACUGCCAGUUGCACAAACACCAGCAGCAGCUUGGCGACCACUGCCUCCAGCACUCCUCACUCUCCUCCACCGCUCAGCACUGCCGCAAAACCCUCGAGCCAGGACGAGGCUGACUCUGUUCCUCCACACCAAGUGCCCGUACUGCGCUCCAACUCUGUUCCAUAACACAGGAAAGCCCACUUUAGUUUUGCACCUUCCAAGCCACAAUGAAGGGAAAGCUGCACAGCUGGUUGGUCAACAGGGAAAAGUUUUUUUUUUUCUUUUUUCAUGGUUUAUAUCUUUGCAUGAAGUUGAAGUAUUAUGGACAAUCUUUUCUGUUUGUGAAUGACUGAUAGGCCUCUUGUGUUCACUUCAGCCUGUUUUGACUUGGAGUGGACAUUAAUUAGCAGUGCUUCUUUUCUCUAGCAGUGUUAGUUUUGGUGUAACCUCACUGUGUCAGUCAGUUCAUUUAGCACAAACUUUUUUUUGUAGUAUUAAAUUCCAUACAUUCUCAUUUCCUUUGCUGCUUUUGCACCACAGGUAGCUAUAUAUGUAUGACAAGAUACAUGCUUAUAUACUGUGUGUGUGUGUGUGUGUGUGUGUGUGUGUGUGUGUGGUGUGUGUGUGUGGUGUGUGUGUGUGUGUGUGUGUGUGUGUGUGUAAAUAUAAUUCAGUGCCUCUCAAUUGGAGAAACAUUGGAUUUUAUGUAGAUUUGCCCUUUUUUUUUGGGGGGGGGGGGUUGUGUUAAUGUACAGUUCAUGAAAUUUGUUAUACUGUGUAGAGUACCAGAAGUUUUGUGAUAAAACUUGUUCUUAGUGCGUAUUUUCUGCAAUAGCCCACCUGUAAAUAUCACAUUGUUUUAGCACUCAUUUUAACAUUUCGUGCUGCUCUGUAUAUAAGCAUUCUUUGUCUGUACUGGCUUGUCUGUUCAAACUUGUAAAUGCAAUGAUUUUCUAAUAACAAAUGCCACAGAUUCCUGCGUUCUUGUCUUUUGGGUUUUAAUGGACAUUCUCUCAUCGUGUGACUGAAAUGAAAACACCUCAGUCUUUUUGAAAUGGUUUCUGCUGCUGAAAACUGAGACAAUAGCAACAUUUAUAAUUCCAUUGACAAUAUCCUUCCUUUGUAAAAUGUAAUUUUGUGUUGUGACAAAUGGUUUGGUUUCUAAAUGUUCCACUUCAUAAGCUAAUCUUGAUUAAUAACACAACAUACUGACAAAUUGAAGAAGUGACUGACAUAGAGGGAACAGACCACUGGCUGCAAAAGGCAGGACUGAGAGAACAGCGGCUCUGAUCAUGGCUGCACAAGAACAGGCCCUAAACAGCAGAUCAAUAGAGGCCGGCGUGGACCAGACUAGACCAGACCCCAGAACCAGACUGAGACAGGAAGUCCUGAAACAGUACAGACCGUCACAGCAGGGGGCCAGAUGCUGCAAGAAAGACCUGGAACCAGAACCAGGCUGAGGCAGAGUUCACAGAAACAUCUGUGGAGAGGACGGACUGGAGAACAUAGUCUGAAUCUUGAAGCCCUACAGAUUCUGGUCUUCUAACUGGUGAUGACCAAUCAGCCUGACAUAGUGGUGGAGAACCAGGAGAAGAGAGCAGUAGUGAGGGCGUAGCAACCCCAGUGACAGAGCGUAUGGAAGGAGGAAGAGGAACCGCUGGAGAACCACCAAGGACUGAGGAGCAGCUGGAGAUGUGGGCUGUGAAGGAGCAGUGGUCCAGUAGUGAUGGGGGGAGGGGCAGGAACCCCCCAGUUGUGUUUUGAAAAUCAAACUGAAGUCAUUCAAUGCAGAGAAUUGCAUUUGUGGUUAAAUGUAACUACUAAUUGCAACUCGCUGUACUCCGCUCAAAAAAAAAAAAAAAAAAAAAACUUCCUUCAGUCCUCCUUCAGUCACAUUAUUUA